Echinostoma caproni is the source of this 1524-nucleotide messenger RNA. The record is from the annotation of a GenBank genome assembly. NCBI's taxonomy places the organism in Eukaryota, Metazoa, Platyhelminthes, Trematoda, Plagiorchiida, Echinostomatidae.
AUGCCAAAUGAUGGAGGACUGCCUACAGGAUCUUUGUCACAUCCCACAUCGGAGACCUCGGAGAGGCGGAGAAAACUGCAGAAUGCCACCAAACGAAAUGCCCCUCAGCGUAACCAGUGCUUUUUAGCACUGAAUCUACCCGAGACCUCAGGAGGUCCUAGUCAGGAGAGACUGAACCACGAAUUGUGCCAGUUGAGGUCUAUAUUCGAAAAAGUAUUCAAGGGCGAAGAAACCGUAGCCCAUGACAUCAAGGUUAAGGCAGCAUUUCGUCUGGGUAAGAUUAAAAAGAAUGAACUUCCCCGUUCCCUGAAGGUGGUUCUCGGUCCCAAGACUCAAGCUGAGGAGGCAUUCCGUCACUCAUACCGUCUGAAAGGCGAUCCCGUGCGACUGUUACGUGAUCUGGAGCCCGAGGAGCGCUCCAGGACGGUGCCUAGUCUCUUGAGUCUUGUCGAGAAUGAAAUUACUGUUGACACGGAUGUGGACAAGGCUGGUACUCGUGCUUUUCAUCCGGAAGCGGUCCUCGCUGCGGCAUCUGUUCCAAACGUAUUUCGUAUUGAACCGAUCUACACGGAAGACUUCGAAAAAACCGCAAAGAGCGAAAAGAUCAAGAAAGAAGUGAUUGAAUACGCAAUUCAGUUCUGGAGGCAAACACUGAAAGCAAAAUCACCCACUCCGGGAGCCUUCAGAGUGUCGAGAGGGUGUAUUGAUGAUGCGUUUGAGCUGCACGCGGAUACUGAUGGUCAGAUGUAUGAAUACUGCCUAAAAGGCUGCAUACAAAAACCCAAGUGCUUUGAUGCAUUUAUUCCCGAUGUGAUUCUUGAUAAAUGCCGCGUGAUGGUCGGUGGUAAACCUGAGGUUCAGGAAGAGGCACGAGGACCCGGAUUAGCGGAUACAGACUACGUUCUCAUUGUGGAUUCCGUGAAUAAUGAGCAAUGCACGGACGGGACAUUGGCUUACGCAACAGUUUGUCAGGUUGAGUCAAAGUUAGACAGGCCAAUACUCGGAUACAUCAACUUUUGCUCCGAGAGUAACAAACUCUCGUAUCCCUGGUUGCGGGUCUCACGUAGCACUGCAUUACACGAGAUGGCACAUGCGUUUGGUUUCUCUCCAGUCAUGUACGCGUUUAUGCGCACCGAAGACGGGUCACCAAGAACACCCAGAGAUCCGAAAACCGGCCUUCCAACACUGGGACAACAAAAGGGCGGCAUUUUUAUUCCCAGCAAGGAUACACUAACGGAGGAAAAUGCCACAUGGAAAUCCGCUCGUGGAAGUUUUCCAAUCAAGAAAGCAUUACUGAAAACCCCGAAGUUGGUGGCCGCUGCCAAGGUACAUUUCGGCUGUAAUACACUGACUGGAGUGGAAAUGGAAAACCAAGGUGGCAGUGGAACCCUCGCGGCACAUUUUGAGAAACGCAUUGCUUUGGGACUUUUGGACCCAAACUUGGAAGAUGGGCGACACCUAUUGCACCUGAUGGCUCUGCGCAUUUCUUUGUGCCCGGUUUCCAAGNAAGGCAAGGUGCGGUAG